UUGAACAGAAACCGUCCAGGUGUGUGUAUCCCCCAAAAAAUUCAGAAAAAACGAAAAAGAGAAAGGACCUAAAUAAGGAAUCAAGUCUGAAUUUUGAGUCCUUAACCCCUUUCUGUGGAAAAAUUUGGACCUCAGAUUUUUCUCUGGUUAAGGUUCACGCACCUUCAAAAUCCCUUCCACGUUCCCCUCCAAAAAGAACACCCACCCAUUUCGACCCAGUUUCAUCUGUUUUUAACUCAUAGAAAUAAUCCUUUGAAUCUUUGACUACAAUCCCAAAUCUCCAAUUUUCUCGGAUACCCACUUGCAGAUUCUCCACGUUCUUUUCUGGGUAUCCCUUAUUUUCUCCGAAUUUUGAUAUCUGGGUAUUCGAUAUUUCGUUGAAAGAUUGAGUUUUUAGGAUGGUGGGGGCUUUGUCCGUGGUGGGUUCAUCGGUGGUGGACUCGCAUACUUGUCCUUGCUUGUGCGUAGAUGCUUUGCCGACCACUAAUUUGAGCUUCAAAAGCGUUGGAGAUCUGGUUUUGCAAAGGAAGCAGAUUGCGAAGCCCGUUGGGUCGUCGGAGUUGAGCAGUUCUUUCAUCGAUUCUGGGCUUGACAGGCGACUCGCGGCGAAAGCACUUCCGGGUAUUGUCGGUCGGAGUCCGGGGAAACAGAAGAAGAACCGGAGGCUAAUGAUCGUCAGUGAAUUGGGUGGACAGUAUGAAGACAGUUUUGAGGAUGUUAAGAGGCAAAUUCUCAAUUAUUUCACGUACAAGGCUGUGAGGACUGUUCUGAACCAGCUGUAUGAGAUGAACCCAACCCAAUAUAGAUGGUUUUACGAUUUCGUUGUCUCAAACAGGCCCGGAGAUGGGAAGCGAUUCAUUCGCAUCCUUGGGAAGGAGAGGCACGAGCUUGCCGAAAGAGUUAUGGUCACACGGCUUCAUCUCUACGGUAAAUGGGCGAAGAAAUGUAAUCAUGCCGAAAUAUACAAAGAGAUCUCUGAUGAAAACUUAGAGUUGAUGCGUGAACGGCUGAUAGAGACUGUGAUAUGGCCUUCAGAUGACACAAACACGGAAAAGAUUGGAUAAUAACACAAGUUAUCAAGUUUCAGCUUAUAGUUUACCUUUCUUUUUACUCCUGUUGUUCCCUAGUCUUAGGCAUUAUUAUUAUUUGUAUUAUUUCCACUUGACCAAUAAAAAUUGUUCAAUACUAUUGUAUUUUGUAA
Messenger RNA from Morus notabilis, 1201 nucleotides. RefSeq names its product chaperonin-like RbcX protein 2, chloroplastic. The record is from RefSeq and is a predicted model, not a curated record. The transcript is spliced from 5 exons. Gene Ontology annotation, molecular function: protein folding chaperone. NCBI's taxonomy places the organism in Eukaryota, Viridiplantae, Streptophyta, Magnoliopsida, Rosales, Moraceae. Gene Ontology annotation, biological process: ribulose bisphosphate carboxylase complex assembly. Bases 399 to 1064 code for a protein of 221 amino acids.